This is a messenger RNA of Chrysochloris asiatica (Cape golden mole), 3909 nucleotides long. It is a transcript of the gene APOBR, whose product is annotated as apolipoprotein B receptor. Gene Ontology annotation, biological process: lipid transport; triglyceride metabolic process. NCBI's taxonomy places the organism in Eukaryota, Metazoa, Chordata, Mammalia, Afrosoricida, Chrysochloridae. The transcript has 4 exons. Gene Ontology annotation, cellular component: membrane. Gene Ontology annotation, molecular function: very-low-density lipoprotein particle receptor activity. Bases 1 to 3909 code for a protein of 1302 amino acids. The record is from RefSeq and is a predicted model, not a curated record.
AUGGACUUCCUCCGGCUACACCUCCCUGGGCUGCAUCAGGCCUUGAGGGGGGCACUGGAUUCCUUGAAUACCUUUGUCUCCUACCUGGUGGGAGAUGGGGUCCCCACCACAGGGGAGAGAGACACUCAGGCAGCCAAGGAACUGGAGAAGGUGGAUGCAGGGAAGCCAAGGUGGGCUGUGGAGGAAACCGCUCAGGAGGCCCUGGAGGGUCUUACAGGCAACCAAAGUGAGGGGAAUGGAGGGCUAACAGGGCUUGGAGAGGCUGAAAGACACCAGGAGGGAAGCUUAGCUGCUGAACAGACCUGGGGGUGGGGAGAAAGCAGCUCCCAUGGGUCCCAAGUAGACAGACAGGAGACUGGAGCCUGGCAGACAGCCAAGUCUAGCAGGUGCCAGGAGCCGAGUGCCCCCUUGGAGGCCACGAAGAUGUCUGAGGCAGGGUCUGCGACUGGUCAAGACAGAAGCAGUCAAGACCAGGAGAGGCAGGAACCUGAUGAGCAGGAAGUGAACAGAGGGGAGACACUGAAAAUCUGGGAACAGGAGGAGGAGGAAGAGGUCAGGGCAAGAGAGCCAGGGGUGGCCAGAGGGGCGGAGUCAGCGUGGUGCUGGCACAAGGAGCCUGAGGGGAAGGUUGAUGUUGGUUGGCAAAAUGCUGCAGGGAAUGACAAGGAGACAGAGCAGGAGGACAAGGAGGCUGCUGCAGAGUUGACCCCAGAGGCUGAGGCCAGAGGGACUUGGAGGGAAGAAGAGUUGGCUGUCGUGCAGAAGGAUGGCCACAUCAUGGGGGCACAAGAGCCACAGGGGCCAGAAGCAGAACUUGAGGUCUGGACAGCCUCAGGCAGGGAGGAGGCCAGAACAAGCUCAGGUAGUGAAGAGACGUGGACCAACUUAAGUGGGCAAGAGGUUGACCAGCCAGUGGUCAGGGGGCUAGAACAUGGGGCAGUCCUAGGAGAAAGGUCUCCAGAAGGUACCAAGAGUGUCUGGUUCUUAGAUGAGGCCUCCAAGGGUGAGUGGGUAGAGGAGGUAGACGAGAACAGGGAGACUGAAGAAACCCUUUUCCCCAAACAGACCCAGACCCUGGGGACUGAGGGAGUAGAAGAAGGGAAUGGAGGUCAGGCAGCAGGGAAGGAGGUAGCAGGAGGCCAGGGGUCAGAGGAAGAGGUAGGGAAAGGCUUUGAGGGCCAGACAGACAGGGGCAGGAAAGAGAGUGAAGAGAUCAGGGCUGGGGAGGCCCAGGAGGAAAGAGGGAGUGGCUGGGCCACAGAGGCUGGGCUGCCUCAGGAUGAAGAGGCAAAAGGGGCUGAAGGUGAAGCUGACUUGGGGCCAACCCCAGAGGACAGACCUGAAAAGGUGUUCACGGAGCAGAGGCAUGAUGAAGAGGCUCAGAGAGGCCCAGAAAUACUGAGUGGGGAGUGGGGAGGCAUUGAAUGGGAAAUCACUGAAGGCCAGGAACCCGAGCUGAUGAGGCAGACCCAGCCCCCAACAAAGAGACCUGAGGGCAGACUGGGGGCUAAGGAAGAACUCUUCAGAGCUCUAGCUCUGGGCAUACAGGAAACAGAAAGGAACCUAGGGGAGAAGUCUAGAUACUUGGAGCGUGAAGUCCUUGUCUUUGAGGAAGAAACCUGGAGAAAUGAGAGGAGAAGGGGUGUGGAGAAUGGAAAUAUCCAGGAGAAAGCAGAUGCUGAGGAGGUGGGAGAGAAGGCUGCCAUAGGCCAGCCACUGGAGGUUGAGGCCAAAAGAGGCCAAGAGUCUGAACGACUGGAUAUCCCAGGGGCAGAUGGGGAGGGCAAGAAAGCAGAGGACACUGGGUGUGGGACAGAAGAGGAAGAGGCCCUGGAAGCAGAGGUGCCAGGUGGGUGCCAUGGGGCAGAAGCAAGGACAGAAGCCAGAGAAAUCAAGGAUAGGGUAGAAGAGGCUACAGUGCUGUGGCGGGCAGACAGGAUGCCCAAGAGAAGCUGGAGGCUGGAGGAAGCAUCCCCGAGCCUCCAGGCUGCACAGAUGGUGGAGGAUAAGCUAGCCCUGGCUGUAAAGGUGUCUGGGGUGGAGAACAGGCCAGAAAGGGAAGCUGAGGAUGCCUGGGAGAGGGAGUUUAAGAGAGGCUGGGACUCAGAUGAGAGAGAGGAGUUUGGCAGAGGCAGGGAGUUGUCCGAGGCCCAGCAUGGUGAGGCCACAGAGGGAGAAGACAGAAGUAGACAGGAGUUCAGCCUGGGGGACUCAGAAAAGGAGAUGGUGUCUAGUAGAGGUCACCAAAGAGAGGCUUCUGAGGCCAAGGAGGGAGAGCAGAUCAAGGCUGGGGAAUCUGCAGAGGCAGAAGGAAGCAGGAGUAUGGAUCGCUUUACCUCAGGCUCCCAGGUGUGGAGAGCGGAGGAGGCCAUGGCCAUAGGGGAAGCUGUGAACAUGGCCACAGGAGAGCAGACAGUGGAGAAAGCAGAGGUUGGGGGGUGGCAAGAAAUGGAGCAGGAGGCACACAGUGAGGGACAGUGUAGAGACCACCAUUGUGAUGAAGGGGCACAAAAAAUCCUUGAUGUGGAGGAUAUUGAGGUGGCUGGAGGCCCAAGGCUAGAGGCUGAGGAGAUAGGGGAGGCUGAAGAGCUAGAGGAGGAUGGGGAGUUAGGAAAAGCUGAGGAGGCUGGAGAGGUCAGGGAUGCUGAGGGUGCUAAGGAGGCCAAGAUGGCUAGGGAGACUGAGGAGGCUGAGGAAGCCAGGGAGGCUGAGGACAUAGGGCAGGCUGAGGAGGCUGGGAAGGUCAGGGAUGCUGAGGGAGCCAAGGAGGCAUGGGUGGCUGGGGAGACUGAGGAGGCCGAGGAGGCUGAGGACAUAGGGCAGGCUGAGGACAUAGGGCAGGCUGAGGAAGUUGGGAAGGUCAGGGAUGCUGAGGGUGCCAAGGAGGCAUGGGUGGCUGGGGAGACUGAGGAGGCCGAGGAGGCUGAGGACAUAGGGCAGGCUAGGGAGACUGAAGAGCUUGAGAAGAUAGGGCAGACUGAGGAGGCUGGGAAGGUCAGGGAUGCUGAGGGAGCUGAGGAAGCCAGGGAGGCUGAGGAGAUAGGGCAGGUUGAGGAGGCUGAGUAUGUCAGAGAUGCUGAUGUAGCCAAGGACGUCCAGGUGACUGGGGAGACUGAGGAGGUCGGGGAGGCAGAGAAGACUGGGGAGGCUGAGGAGACUGAGGAGGCUGGUGAGGUCAGGGGUGCUGAGGGAACCGAAGAGGCCAGGGUGACUGGGGAGACCGAGGAGAUAGGGAUUCCCAAGGAAACAGGGGAGGCUGAGGAGGUGGGAGAGACCAAGGAGGCCAAGAAAGCUGAGGAAACUGGGGAAGCUGGGGAGGCUGCGGAAGUCUGGGAAGCUGAAGAAGCUGGGGAGGCCAGAGAGAACCAGAAGGCCAAGAAAACUGAGGAAGCAUGGGAGGCUGUGGAGACCAGGGAAGCUGAAGAAGCUGGGGAGACCGAGGAGGCUGAUCCAGAAGGCAUGGAGGGUGUCAAGAAGGAACAGUCAACAGCUCAGGAACCUCCAGAGACUGAACCUGAGGCUGCAGAGACCAUGGGAAGUGCCCGAGAGGGUGCUCACAGCAGCUGGAGUGAGGCCCUGCUUCCUGGGUCCCUCCUGGAUGUCUCCGUGCCUCGGAGCCGUGCACUUCUCUCUCGAAGCUCCACACAACGAAGAUCCCGGCCCUCAUUCCGUCGCACCCCUGCACCUGGGCCACACGAGGAGCCCCCCAGCCUACCAUCCGAGGCACAGCCAUUGGCCCCUCAGCAGAGGCUUCUCCAGUCAGAGGACCCUCCAGAACCAAGCCCUCCAAGGCCUGAAGGGACCCCAGUGCCAACCAGAAGAAGGCCACUGGGACGCGGGUUUGGCCUUGCACACCCUGGCAUGAUGCAGGAACUGCAAGCCCGACUGGGCCAGCCGAAGCCCCAGUGA